Molecule: messenger RNA, 2397 nt
Organism: Nematocida ausubeli
Lineage: Eukaryota; Fungi; Microsporidia
Exons: 1
Coding region: 1-2397 (798 amino acids)
Source: RefSeq, a predicted model, not a curated record
AUGAAGAAGAUAAGAAAAGGAGUACGACGAUUAGCAUUUAUACUUAUAAUAAUAGUAUUGGAUGCACACAAAAAAGGGUGCUGGGCAGCAUCUGAUUCUUCAGAAUCCUUGUAUCAAGACAUAACGAUGCAGCUUUUAAAAUUCAUUGAUAUACUGGAUUUCACGCAAAGUGCAUCGACAUCUUCUACAAGAAAUACAAGUGAAGACACAAGUAUAAAGAGUGCUAUAAACAGUAAAGGCGAUGAGGAGGCAUUGCCCAUAGAGAAGAUAGGCGUGCUUUCUGCUUAUCCAUAUUCGAGCGGUAUAUAUAUGGGUUCACCGAGCUAUGCAGAAAGAAUGGCAAAUAUUUUUAAUAAUUUUUGGCUGUAUAGACUCGCAGUAAAUGUAAAUUCCCCCAAAAAAGCUAUAGAAAAGUUUGAUAUAGAAGGAGAGUACGUAGCAUAUAUAGGCAAGGCAAACCCAUUAUUGUGCAUUAAAGCGAUACCUGCUUCUGGUGAAUACGAUGAAAGGGAAGUUAUUGACGCAGCAGAGAAGUAUAUGGUUCUUCCUUUGAAGAAAGAUACAAAAGAGGAUAGCAAAAGCUUGAAAAAACCAUAUAAUCGAAAGCUUAGAAAAGCCUUAAAAAAUAUUGCAAAGUAUCUAGCAGAGAAGUAUGAGGUUCAUACAAUAAAUAUUCCAAAAUGUAAAAGCUGGAUUAUUUACUAUGCAAAUCUAUUAGGGGAAAUAAACAGCCCAUAUAAUGAAGGAAGAUACAUAAAUCUAGCAUUAAAUAAUGAGAAUUUAAUGAAUUUAAAAAGAAAAAACCAGAUAAAUAGCUUGGAAAGCAGUCAAAUGCAAGAACAGUUUACUUCAAAGGAGCUUCAAAUUAGAUCCCCAAUACCAAAAAACACUGAACAGAACUUGUUUGAAAAUAGUGCUGCUUUUACCGUCUUAAUAUGGAAAUGUAAAAAUGGGCCGUAUAAUAUGUUUUUUGAUGUUCUGCCGAUGAGAAAGAAGUCAGAAAACUCCGCAUUCUCCUUACAAGAAUAUAGAAACCCGAAUGAAAACAUGCCAGGCUAUGCAGAAAAACAGAUGCACAAAAUGUUCAUUUUAUUUGCGCAUGGGUUCUACAAUGACAGCUUAGGGUAUAUUUUAAAAUUUGACGCUGUAGAAGUCGAUCCAAAUAAGCCCAGCGCAUUCGAAAAUUUAGAGAAUGUUAUAGAACCUCCUCAAAUUGAAGAAAUCACUAGCAGUGAUAGUAAUCUAAAUGAGUCCAGCCCAUGUGAGAAUUUAAAGAAUGUUAUAGAAUCUGUUCAAAAUGAAGAAGUCAAUAGUAUUGAUGAGGAUCCAAAUAACUCUGGAAUUGAGGGCAUUAAAAAUAUCAUAUACUCUACUGCCCCUAGAGACAUUGAAGAUCCUGCUGAAACUGAGGAAAGUUCGAAUAAUGAUGAAGAUCCAGAGAAAAAUGAAGUGCCAGUAGAUAAAGAAGCCGCAACUAAAAAACAUGUGGCUGAAGAGGGCGCCGCAGUCAGUAGUCCUGAAUCUAAGCAUAUUUCAUCUCCAUUAGAAGAUGCAAAGGAUAUAAAACAAGAUGACUUAGAUUCUGCAAGCUUUAAUGAGAAUAAUGAUGCUAAAGAAGCAGAAGGCACGCUACAUAAUGAGAAAGUGCAUGACCAUGGCGAGCAUCAGACAGAUCCGCCCCAAUAUAUAGAACUGCCUUCUGGCUCUAGCGAAAACAAUAUUAUACCAGAAAGAAAGAUGCCUCUUUUACCUCCUUUGGAUAAAAUUCAGAGAAUUAGUCCAGACAAGGUUGGCAAAGAAGCAGAUAUAUUUAGGAAUGUAAGUGAGUCUGUUGACAUAAAUACUGAUACGAAUAAAACAAAGCAUACUUCACAAGACUUUGCUAACCCAAGAAAAGAAAAGACGCUUACUCUAGAUUCUGAAAAGAAAGAAGAAUCCUUUCAUCCUCCAGAAACUGCACAUUCAUCGGAUAGUGAAAUGCACAUUGAAUCAACUGAUUAUGCAUCUAUUGAAAGUUCUAAUUCGAGCAUGCACUCCUGCAUAGAAACUGCCCCAAGUGUGCCUGAUACAAAAACACACUCAGGGCAUACUUUAAAACAGCAGCACCUAGAGAAGAAGCCUGAAUAUAGCGCUGCAAAUCCUAGUAUAUAUACUGGAGGCUUGGCACAGACAAAGCCUAUUUUAGAGAAGUAUAAGGCUGUACAGAGUAUGCCUUCUGAAAAAAAGUUGGCAAAAAAGCAAAGAUCCCUUCGUCAGCUGCUUAUGUGCAUAAUGUGGAUUGCUCUAAUUUUAAGCAUUAUUCUUUUUUGUAUUUUUAUUAUACUUAUUUAUAAGCAACAGACAGAAAUAGAAAAGCUGAAUGAGUUAGAUGCAGAUAUAGCUGUUACUGGCGUAUAG